This is a messenger RNA of Dreissena polymorpha, 943 nucleotides long. RefSeq lists its product as uncharacterized. NCBI's taxonomy places the organism in Eukaryota, Metazoa, Mollusca, Bivalvia, Myida, Dreissenidae. Gene Ontology annotation, biological process: arachidonate secretion; phospholipid metabolic process. Gene Ontology annotation, molecular function: A2-type glycerophospholipase activity. The transcript has 3 exons. The coding region runs from base 147 to 527 and encodes 126 amino acids. The record is from RefSeq and is a predicted model, not a curated record.
GCUCUACAAUCGGGAGUAAACUGCGAUCAGCUAUAUAACAACUGGUUAGCCAAUGCUUUCCGUCAUAUGUCAAACGACAGCGUUAAGUCACUGACAACAAAGCUAGACGCGGUUUACUGUGCUUUAUCAUUAUAUCUGCAGGAACUAUGAAACUCGGCAUUGUUAUUGCCCUGACCACGGCUGUCAUGCUAAUGGAACUUCACAUCUGCGCAGCGCAGUGUAAGCCAAAGAAAAUGGCUGAUGGAUGUACCCAUGUCGUCGACUUAAAGUUCACAGAUGACUGUAACAAACACGACAUUUGCUACGCUUGCGGCAACGGACGGGGUUUUUCACGCCUGAACUGCGAUGACCGUUAUUAUGAAAACAUGAUUAACACGUGCAACACCAAGGUUAACUGGUUUUUGCGACCCGGAUGUAAGGGGAUUGCUUGGGUUUACUACCGAAAGGUUCGGGACUUCGAUGAGAAGUCUUAUAAAGUUCCGUCCGAGAAGUUUUGCAAGGAAGCCUGGGUUCGCGCGUGUGUGUGAUGAUAAACAGUACAUUUACGUGCUUGCGGUAGGCUUAAAAAAAUGAUACUUACAAACAUAUUUAUCUUGUACUUGUAGAGCUUAAAUUGUUCCAUAACAAUGUAAUACUGAAUUGUCUGAUACAACACUUAUUGUUUUCAUUACCAUUCGACCAUAUCUGUUAAUAAACUUGCUAUGUCUUGUUUUCAUUAAUUACCUAUAAAAUGCUAUUUAAUAAUAAUGUGCUUGAUAGCUUACGCCUAAUAUAACUCAAUUUAUUUGAUGGCAUACGUAAACAUAUCAUCGAGUAUUCGGUUGCUUCCUAGUUGUUUCUGUUAUAUUUUAUUGCAUGCUAUUUUUUAAACCUUUUCCCACACUUCUUAUAUGGUUAUUAAAAUGUCUUUGUAUAACCGAUCUCAAUAAACAUAUAAUCACCA